Messenger RNA from Serendipita indica DSM 11827, 612 nucleotides. The record is from the annotation of a GenBank genome assembly. NCBI's taxonomy places the organism in Eukaryota, Fungi, Basidiomycota, Agaricomycetes, Sebacinales, Serendipitaceae.
AUGGAGAGGAGAGACCUCUCUCGCGAAGACUGGGAGGAGAUCGAGCAGCGCUUUUCAAAUAUUGCCCAGACGAGCACACGAAUCUCAAACAGCAGGAACACGGGUGGUGCUGCAGCCACUGCAGAUUCAGACUGCGAGGUUGAGGACUUGCAGGCCAUCCUCGACGACGCCCUCCGUGGAAUGGAUCGAUUAGAUCCACAACGAGCGAAUGCAGCUGCCGAGCAAGCGGGACGCCUAGCUGAAUCAUCUGGAUCAGACUCUCGGGCGGGGCCGUCGGCGCAUACUACUUCUGGCUUGCCCCCCGCCGCCCAACAACAAGCUAUUGACUCGAGAGCCAACACCGGACAGAAUCAACGUAAUCCAUCAGCUCAAGCGCAGCAUCAACAGACUUGCGAAUCUUGCGGCACAAAUACCACCCCGGAAUGGAGACGCGGUCCCACCGGCCCCAGGACGCUAUGUAAUGCUUGUGGGCUCUAUUAUGCCAAAUUGCAGCGACGCCGUGCCAGGGGUGAAGAGGAUCCAGAAGACGACGAAAGCAAUUCUGGUGGCGGAAGUGUUGGAGAUGGAUCAUCAAACGCAGGAGGUGGUGAUGGCAUCACGAUUACUGCAUGA